CUUAUAUAUAAGAGCCCAUGAAACGCUUACGAAUGUUCAGUCGUUUUAUUACAUCGAGAACGUAAAAGGCUACGCGAACGUUGUAAUUACAUCUCUGUGCAGCACUAAAAUGUUGAAGCAAAUUAUUUUAGGUGUUUUGCUGGUUGUAGUGAAGGCCGAGUACGAAUCUUAUCAUCCUCGAGGCUGGCGUCCGGCAGGACGACCUUUCGAGCCAGCUGGAAAUGAUCGUUUGCAAACUUAUGGGAGUCCGCCUUUGUCAGAGUCGUAUGGAACUCCGAUAAGGAACCCGGCUCACGAGCGCUUCCCAACGACAACCAUUGAAACUCCGAGAAAUACGGCAACUGUUGUUGAAACACCUGAAACGAGGACUACCACUCCGAGAAGCAGAGAACCAACCACGAGUCGCGAUCUCGAGGAUCAAGAUUACGACGCAAAUCCUGCCCUCGCUAUUGCCAAUUCAUUCGCUUUUAAUCGCCCCGUUUACGUGUACAAUUCAUUUCCUUUUCACGCUGGUCUCACGUUCGUCAAAUAAAUUCAUUAUUUUUUUAUUAAAAAAUGUAUAACGAUUAAAAAUUUCAAUAAAAGUGUUUUUU
This is a messenger RNA of Venturia canescens, 593 nucleotides long. RefSeq lists its product as uncharacterized. The transcript is spliced from 2 exons. Bases 110 to 532 code for a protein of 140 amino acids. The record is from RefSeq and is a predicted model, not a curated record. Lineage: Eukaryota; Metazoa; Arthropoda; Insecta; Hymenoptera; Ichneumonidae.